Messenger RNA from Chiloscyllium plagiosum (whitespotted bambooshark), 2439 nucleotides. NCBI's taxonomy places the organism in Eukaryota, Metazoa, Chordata, Chondrichthyes, Orectolobiformes, Hemiscylliidae. The record is from RefSeq and is a predicted model, not a curated record.
AUGGAAAAAUCCUUCAGUGCAGAAGUCAGCUUUCAGUUCAGACAUUUUUGUUUGGCUCUGACGAUGAUUUUUGCAAUAGAGGAAAUAAACAACGAUACAACCCUGCUUCCCGGUGUCACACUGGGAUACCGCAUAUACGAUUCUGGUGAUUUGCCCUGGUUAUCGCUUAAAGCAGCUAUGGCGUUUCUGAACAAACCUGAGGCAAAAAUGCCCUCUACUAACUGUAAAAGCUCCUCUGUUGUUUCUGCGAUUGUUGCUGAUGCUGGAUCCACGCAGUCUUUAGCAAUAGCACCUUCCAUCGAUACCUUCAGAAUCCCUAUGGUUAGCUACUUUUCUACCUGUGCAUGCCUGAGCAAUAGAAAGGAUUAUCCAUCUUUUUUUUAAACAAUACCAAGUGAUUACCAUCAAGCUAGAGCAUUAGCCCAGCUGGUGAAACAUUUCGGAUGGACCUGGAUUGGGACGGUUAAGAGUGAUGAUGACUAUGGAAACUUUGGAAUGCAAGCAUUUGAAGAGGCAGUUCAACAGUUUGGUGUUUGCAUAGCCUUUUCUAUGUCGUUCCAUGUAACUCACGCUCGAGAGAAGUUACUGAAAACAAUUGAAACCAUAAAAACCUCCACUACAAAAGUUGUCAUUGCAUUUGUUGGUGAACCAAACGUGCAUACUCUGCUAAAAGAAAUGAUUAGACAAAAUGUUAGUGGCAUACAGUGGAUUGGAAGCAAAUCAUGGGUUUCCACAUUUCUUCUUCCUUCAGAGGAAAGUAAAAAGAUUACUUCCGGUGCAAUUGGAAUUGCAAUUCGCAAAGUCGGUAUACCAGAAUUGAGGAAGUUCCUAAUGAAAGUUCAUCCAUCCUUGUGUCCAGGGAACCCCUUGGUGAAAAAGUUUUGGGAAACUUGUUUUGGCUGCACUCUAAGUGGUGGAAACAAAACAGAUUCUCCAAAGACUGAAUCGGAGUUUAAGGAAUGUACAGGGAGAGAAAAUUUACAGAAUGUUCAAAAUGAAUUUACUGAUGUGUUGCAAUACAGAGUCAGUUACAACGUAUACAAAGCAACUUAUGCAAUAGCUCAUGCACUUCACAAUAUGGCGACAUAUAAAACUGGCGAAGGACCUUUCUCCAAUGGGAGUUGUGCAAAUCUGUCAAACUUUCAUGCAUGGCAGUUACUGUACUACAUGAGAACAGUGAGUUUCCAAACCAAGAUCGGUGAAAAGGUUUAUUUUGAUGAUAACAGAGACCCUGUCCCAUCAUAUGACAUUGUAAACUGGCAACCAAAUACCUUUGGUGACAUUUAUAUUGUAAAUGUUGGGCACUAUGAUGGGUCAGCUCGUUCUGGAGAGGAAUUUUCGAUAACAGAAGAGGCAAUUGUUUGGACUGGUGGCCGGAAUUUGGUUCCUAAAACUAUUUGUUCUGAAAGCUGCCAUCAAGGAACAAGGAAAUCAGGAAGAAAAGGACAACCUAUUUGCUGUUUUGAUUGCAUACAAUGUGCACAAGGAGAAUUUAGUAACACAACUGGUUCUGUUUAUUGCAUAAAAUGUCCAUUGGAAUUUAAAUCUAAUGAAAAAUGGGACCAGUGCAUCCCUAAGUAAAUUGUGUAUCUUUCCUUCUUCGAAACAAUUGGAAUCAGCCUGGUGACAUUGGCGUUGUUGGGAGCCUGCAUCACUAUUGCUGUAUUCGAAAUAUUCUACAUCUAUAGACACACUCCAAUUGUUAAAGCUAAUAAUGCUGAGUUAAGCCUCCUUCUUCUUUUUGCCUUGGCACUUUGUUUUCUGUCUUCAAUUACAUUCAUCGGUGAACCUUCAGUUUGGUCUUGCAUGCUCUGCCAUGUAGCAUUUGGUGUUAGUUUUGUUCUUUGCAUUUCUUGUAUAUUGAGUAAAACAAUUGUUGUGGUGAUGGCAUUCAAAGCAACAUUUCCCAGCAAUAACAUGAUGAAGUGGUUUGGACCAAGACAACAACGGAUGAUGGUUUACAUCCUCACACUGGUACAAUGUGCAAUAUGUACUGCCUGGUUAAUUAUAUUACCACCUCAUCCUUUGAAAAACACUAGUCUCUCUAAUGAGAUAAUCGUGUUUGAAUGCAAUGUAGGAUCUUCGUUAGCCUUCUAUUGUGUACUUGGUUAUAUUGGAUUUCUAUCCUGUGUGUGCUUUAUGGUAGCACUUCUUGCUCGACAUCUCCCAGUUAACUUCAAUGAAACAAAACAUAUAACGUUUAGCAUGCUUAUCUUUUGCGCAGUUUGAAUAACUUUCAUUCCAGCGUACAUAAGUUCACCAGGGAAAUAUGCUGUUGCUGUUGAAAUAUUUUCUAUUUUGGCUUCAUGUUUUGGUCUUCUUUUUUGCAUUUUUGCUCCAAAAUGUUAUAUUAUUCUUCUGAAAGAAGAAAACAAUACAAAUAGGAACAUGAUGGAUUCAGUGGCUUCCAAAAAGUGCUUUCAAAACGUUUGUCAAUGA